AUGUUCCUACACUGUUGUCUGGAUUGUCAAGAAGAAGAGUUUGAAAGUAACGCCACUCACUUGUGCCAAACUUGUGUGCGUCACUUGUGCGAAUAUCAUUUCAAAGCGCAUUCAAGAAAAUAUAAAAACCAUCAAAUUAUUCUUCAAUCAUCUCUUCAACAACAACAACAAUCAGAGCCCAUGUGCAAACUCCACAACAUUCCGAUCAAUUGUUUUUGUAGAAGUUGCGAAACAUUAAUUUGUUCCGUGUGUGGCAUUGAUGAACACAAUGGACACAACAGUUUCUUAAUUUCAAAAAUUGUGGAAGAAGAACGAGAGAUUGUGAAACGUCAAUUAGCGGAAUUUACUAAAGAGAGAGAGAAGUGGAUGAAGGAAAUUUGUUCCAUUGCCAAUGAAGAUUUGCUAAAAGAGUGGAAGCUCAUUGAGAACAAACAACAGGAAUUGGUUCGUUAUGUCACUUGUCAAAUUGAAAUGUUGAGAGACUUGCUGUUGAAGAGAAGAGAGGAGUUGAUUCAACAGAUAGAAAAAGAAUGCAAGGAUGGUAUUCAAGUAAUCCAAUCAAUUCUCAAUCAAGAAAGUGAAUUCAAAGAAUUACUGAACCAGUUCAGUAACCUUUCCCAAAUGAGCGGAAAUAUAUUAUUAGAAAAGAAAAUCUCUGUAUUGAAGAAAACAAUCUCAAAUCACGAAAAUCUUGUAGAACAAGUCAACAAGACAGAUAUUCGCUCACUUAAGAAUAUUGUCAUCGACUUGGAUAAGAUCACUUUGGAACAAGUGAAAAAGAAUAUCCAACAAUUGGGAGAAGUGAAAAAAGAAUGGACUUGUGGACCAUCGGGAUGGAUAUUCGAAUAUUCUGGACACGAAAUACUCGAUCUGUACGAUUUAGACGAUACUUGGGAACUCUAUCCAAUCACCAAAGGUGGAACAUUCAAUCCUAGAAAUUUUUCGUUCAGGGUGAAAAUUCAUGACUUUGUCAAAGAACAGAAUUCUUGGGGUCUUAUUAUUGGAAUUGUGAAUUCCAAACAAACUCAAAAUGAUUGGAUUGGAGCCAAUGGUAAUGGGUAUGGCAUUGUCUAUCUAACAGGACAUAUUUCUUUGAAUGGAAAAGAAAAGUCAUUUUCAAAACCAUUGAGUUCUGGAGAUGUCGUGGAGGUGGUUUAUUCGUAUCGAUCCUUAUGUAUUAAUGUGAAUAGAAAGGGACUACAACUUGCUGUUGAUAAUAUUCCUGAUGUGGAUUACCGCCCAGCAGUUUCAGUUUCUAGCCAGUCUGUACUAUUGGAGUUACUGUAA
This is a messenger RNA of Naegleria lovaniensis, 1287 nucleotides long. RefSeq lists its product as uncharacterized. Bases 1 to 1287 code for a protein of 428 amino acids. Gene Ontology annotation, molecular function: zinc ion binding. The transcript has a single exon. NCBI's taxonomy places the organism in Eukaryota, Heterolobosea, Eutetramitea, Acrasida, Naegleriidae. The record is from RefSeq and is a predicted model, not a curated record.